Messenger RNA from Chara braunii, 3473 nucleotides. The record is from the annotation of a GenBank genome assembly. Lineage: Eukaryota; Viridiplantae; Streptophyta; Charophyceae; Charales; Characeae.
GCAAGGAAGCCCAGGCUUUGCUAGCAUCGAGAAACUCAAGUACUGGCACUUUGAACCGAACGGCGACGAGCCAACACCGGAAGAGCAUCAUAGGGAGUCCAUGGCCAAGCUCGUGAGCAGGUUGGUUUACACAUGUAACCACCUACAGUCCGAGCUGGCAAACCUACAGCGGGCCGUGCGGAAUCAGAAGACUCAGCACGAGGAUGCCACACGGGCACUGGACGCUCGUGUACUGGACCUGGAACAGGCUAUACCAGAACCAGAUGCUGGAGCUUCCAGCAGUACAUCCUCUAGCCGCCAACUGGAGGAACGCGUUGACCACGUAGUGGCAAUGCUAGGAGACAUAAGUGUCUUCACAGAGCCGGCCACCAUCAACCAGCGGUUCGAGUUGCUGGACACUAAGAUCAGUCAGCAACAGCAGUCUGACCACAGCCACAACAACAGCUCGGCGAGGCCAUACAAGAUGCCGACGUUCCGGAUCGAGAAAUUUGAUGACUACACACAUCAAGACCCGAUCGUCUGGUGGCAAGGAUUUACAACGGAGUUGGGGAUUCACGAAGUCCCUGACCAUCUGUUCAUCAGUGCUCUGUUCAUCAACACCAAGGGAGGUUGUCAGAUCUGGCUCAGCCACAUGGCAACCAUCCACGGCAUCCAGGUUUCAGACCUGUACAAGAAGGUCUCCUGGGAAGACAUGACAAAGGAAUGGAAAAAGCGGUUCAUCGUCGACGACGCCCCGACACUCGUCGUCAACCCCAUCUUCACGAUGGCUCAAGGGAGCACACCGACACGUGACUGGCUCACGGAUUGGCAGAAAAUCGUGGCGACGCCCGAUUUGGACUUGUCAUUUCCACAUCUGCGGCGUCGCUGCUGUCCAGCCGCGAAGCAACAACAAGUCCCGCAACAAUGGGAAGGCGAAAUCCGCAUCGCAGGCCGGAAAUGGAUAGCCAAGACAAUUUCCAUGGGUCAAGUUUGGCUUGACCGAGGCGGAGUACAAGGUCCGCGGCCGCUAGGACAGUUGCUAAUGGUGCAACAGCACCAAGCACAAGAGAUCCCUGUGCCAAGAUCAGGGCAAGGAGGAUGUGCGACCCCGCCUCAGCUCGGGAAACUGAGCUUCGCGGAAGGUGAGGCGACUCCACCUUCUACUCCGCCAGAUUCGGCCGCCUUGCUAGUGGCCUCCUGCACAUCUGGGGAGGAUGCGAAUGUCGCAAGUCCUCGGUAUACUUACGAGGAUUAUGCUGUCCACUUGGUUCCACCGCUGGACCAACCGCUCCACGUGCAACAGUCCACCGCAUGCACGGUUUCAUCACCAUCGGCAGCCGAUUCGACAGCUUCGCCGCAAUCUAUCGUCGGGGAUUCGACGUCAUGGUCAAGACUUGUAGAGCUCGACCCAUUGACGUUCACGGACUUCCAGUGGAUGCCCGUUCCCUCGACCGGACGAUUGUCGAAACCGCAUUGCAAUGUGCUCAUGGCACAACUGCGGGACUACUUGCACACUGCAGUACCAGCUCCGUUGAUGGACGCCGGAGCAGAGGUUGUCGACCUUCACGCUUACAUCGCGAAGAUCGACCGCGAGUUCAAGACGCAACGGUACGACGACAUCGACGCACCAUUGCUAUACGUACGCAUUCAAAUUAGAGAGGCGACCUGCAGUGCCUUGAUCGAUUGCGGAGCAUCUUGCAACUACAUCAGCGAGAACUUCAUGGUACGCGUCGGCCUUGGCCCACGUGUCCAGAGGAAGUCCCAUCCUACGCAAGUCACUCUGCCAGACGGUCAUACGCACAAGUCCAUCGACCGGUGCAUUGACGUCGUCCCAGUGUACUUUGCCCCUCACGCAAGUGAGGCGGUGUCCUUUGACAUUCUGGACACCAAAUUCGACAUGAUCUUGGGCAUGUCAUGGCUGCGAAGCGAGGACCACCCGGUGAACUUCUACCGCUGCACCGUUCACAUCCGCCCGCACGGAGUAGUACCGGAUCGACCCAUCCGCCACGAGAUCAUCCUCGAGGACGGGGCCGUACCUCCGUGCGGUUGCAUCUACCGAAUAAGCGAGGAAGAGUUAAGUGUGCUUCGGGCACAACUCGACGACCUUCUGGAGAAAGGCUGGAUUCGGCCUAGCUCAUCGCCAUACGGUGCUCCCGUUCUCUUCGUCCGGAAGAAGAACAAGGACCUGUGGUUGUGCAUCGAUUAUCGCAAGCUCAAGGCGCAGACGAUCAGGAACGCCGGCCCUCUCCCAAGCAUCGACGACCUUCUCGAGCGAUUGGGCGGCGCCCAGUUCUUCUCUAAGAUGGAUCUCAAGUCAGGGUACCACCAACUCGAGAUUCACAAGGAGGAUCGCUACAAGACCGUGUUCAAGACACGGUAUAGGCAUUUCGAAUGGUUGGUCAUGCCAUUUGGCCUUACGAAUGCCCCAACCACUUUCCAAGCGGCUAUGACGACGGAGUUCCGACACAUGCUGGAUAGUUUCGUACGUAUCUACCUCGACGACAUUCUGGUUUACAGCCGGAGUCUGGACGAGCAUGUGGAACACCUGCACACCGUUUUGGAGCGGCUACGACAGGCCAAGUACAAAGCAAACCGCGACAAGUGCGAGUUCGCACAGCAGGAGCUGGAGUACUUGGGACACUAUGUGACGCCGCAAGGCAUCCGUCCGCUUGCGGACAAGAUCGAGGCCCUACGAGUAUGGCCCGAGCCCACCAACACCACGGACGUUCGUUCAUUCAUGGGGUUGGCGGGCUACUAUCAGCGAUUCAUCACCGGAUACUCCAGGAUUGUUGCACCUAUAACGAGGUUACAAUCGCCAAAGGUGCCAUUCGUAUUCGAUGACGACGCACGCCGGUCAUUCCAAGCACUUAAGACGGCUAUGCUCAUGGCACCCGUCCUUAGCAUCUAUGCCCCCACCCUGCCGACGCGAGUGACUACGGACGCUUCCGGCUAUGGCAUUGGGGCUGUCUCUGAACGGCACGACGGCGACGACUGGCACCCUGUGGAGUAUUUCAGMCACAAAGUGCCUCCCAUCAACUCGCUUGACGAUGCAAGGAAGAAGGAGCUGCUCGCAUUCGUGAUGGCUCUCAAGCGCUGGCGGCGCUUCCUCCCUGGGCGUCGUAGGUUCACAUGGGUCACAGACAACAAUCCAUUGACCUACUACAAGACGCAGGACACGGUUCUCGAAGGGUUUCCUUCGCAUCGUAACUACCCGAGUAAGAUCGGAAACAAGCAAGGGGAGCCGAAGGGGGGGAGGGAAAAGGAAAAGAGAACAGAGAAGGGAAAAAAGCAGAAGGAAGAAAAUCGGCGAAGCACGGAGCAUAAGAAGAGGGGAACCGCACAAAGGGAUUCGCCGAAAUCGCCGAGAAGCCCAAACUCGUGAAAUACUUAUUCCCACAAAGCGCACCGAAUGACAACAUAGUAAAGCGAUGCGCUUGUAGCGCACAAAAGAGAAACUGACAAAAAAACUUUUUUAAUCAAUUUUCAAAGACGGA